Messenger RNA from Eriocheir sinensis (Chinese mitten crab), 4660 nucleotides. RefSeq names its product fibrocystin-L-like. The transcript is spliced from 20 exons. Bases 1 to 3591 code for a protein of 1196 amino acids. NCBI's taxonomy places the organism in Eukaryota, Metazoa, Arthropoda, Malacostraca, Decapoda, Varunidae. The record is from RefSeq and is a predicted model, not a curated record.
AUGGGGCAGGAGAGCUUCACUAGCCUCGACGACCUCGCCACGCCUCGCCAUCGCUGGACUCGGCGCCAUGAGGACUCACUGAGUUAUGUCAGUCGGUCGUCCUUCAGUAUAAGUUAUAAUGUCGCACUCGGCCUGCUGGGGACCUCCAACGUGAAUGUGGAGGACAAUGUCAUCUACUUUGCACUUGAUUCUGCCGUGAAGGACGAGGAAGGCUCCAACUUCUACAGGAGGAACCUCAUCACAACCGUUCUCUUCCUUGGGACUUUCGGCGAUCGGUUCGAGACGCAGAACCUUAACUGGUACGGUGCGUUCCAGCUGGACAACGCCCCGAACACCGUACUGGAAGGGAACGCCGUGGCUGGUGCGGAACAGGCGGGUUACAAGACAUACGGCGAGAUAUGUGAUGACGCGGCGCAGUGGAGCAACAAUGAAGUCCACGGCACCAUCUACGGCGUCAUGUCAUGGAAGAAGAGCGGCCAGGGAGAUGAGUGCCGCAGGAUUCACGACUUCACCGCCUGGAGGAUCAUCGACACGGCCUUCUACAUCCAGCACUACGCCUCAUCCAUCAUCGAGAAUGUCGUUGCCGCUGACAGUCCGCUCGGCGUGAAUCAGCUCAUCAGGGGACCUCCGGCGCUCUCCCACACCUUCUCCGAGAAGUACGCAUUCGUCAAGUCAUCCCUGUUCAUCGGCGCUUCCCCCUCACACACCUGCACCUUCCAGAAGUCCACCACCGAGAUCAUGACAUUCUAUUCCGGGAAACUUUGGACUAGUGGACUGUCUGGAGGAGUCACCGGCGUACUGUUCGGAACCUUCAUGUCUGGGGCGAAUAUGGCACCCAAGAAGAAAUUCAGCCCCACAACCUCCUACCCCGCUCUCCACGGCCGCACGGAGAUCAGUGACAACACAUUCAUCAAUUUCAACACGCGAUCAUGCGGCAGAAACGUCGCCCUCAUGGCCAACCCCGAAUCAGACGACGCCAUCCACCCCAUCUUCACGAGCGGCCUGACCUUCGUUGAGACAGUGUCGGAUAACUACGUCUUCAUCAGGAGGGCUAAUGUUGACCUCGUGGACCCCUCGGACUGCGUUGAUAUGGACUGUGAUGGACAUAAGAAGGUGGUGCUUAAGGAUGCCGAUGGGUCUCUGCUAAGCACGGCAGGCGCCACGCUCAUCUCCGAGGCCGAGUUCGAGUGGGAUGGCGAUGAGAGGCGAGGCGUUGGCGACUACCGCAUCCCCGUGCCCCUCCGACAGAACGAUGACGGCACUGCGAUCCCCGCCGAGGACAAGUUCCCCAACAAAGGUAUCGUGCGUGAUGACAGCUGCACCCUGGCUCCGGCGUGGCAGGCGUGGGUGUGCAAGACGCUGGAGUACUUCAUGAUGAUUAUCGAGAGCAUGGACAGUGAUACAGAGGUGCGGCGUCUGUCCCCCAUCGCCCUCAUCGCCAACCCUGGUACGAAUGGCUUUGUGGACUUGCUCAAUGGACCCAUGGAUAGAGGCUGGUGUUUUGGUUAUACUUGCCAGGAGCGUAUCUCAACUUUCUACGCAGUGGUGGCGGGUGACCAGGUGUACGAGAUGGCCAUGACCAGCACGCCGCCACAGGUGCUGCGUCUCCACACCCUCACGGAAGAAGAGGUGGUGGUCCUCCGCAUCUUCUUCCCCAAGCUCCAGCGUUACGACAUCUACGUGGGCGACACCUUCAUCCCCCCCACCAACAUCGACACGUCCGUCACCAAGUACCAGCUGCUGCCUGAAGACCCGCUGGCCCCUGAGGCUUUCUUCCCGACGAUCUCCGAUGCCGUCGGAUCGAACUACCUCCAGCGGUCCGCCAAGCUCCUUCAUGUGGUGGUCGGCAAGUCGCAGAUCGUCACCAUCAAGACCACGCCCAUGAUCACCCUGCAGAGCGGUCUCGUGGUCACCGAGAGCGACUUUUACGAAGAGAACCUCCUGCAGAACCUUGUGGACCUCUUCGGCAUUUCCCCCGACAACAUCAGAAUCACCAACAUCGUCCCUGAGAAUUCAAGGCGUGGGUGGACCAGGCAGGGCACCGUGACCAUGGAUGUUUCGGCUAAAGAGAUCGCCAGCGCAACAACCUCACCGGACGGAGCUGAGUCUGCAUUGGACGCGCCGGUGCUUACGUUCGAGGCUCUGGAGUCCGCGUACGAGACAGCCGUCAACAAAUUCCAGGAGGGAUCGUGCGAGACUUGUGCCUCUCUCAAGACUAUCAGCCCGCAGAAUCCUCCCCCAGCUGAGGCUCCCCCGAAGGCCACAGAGGAGACAGGUUCCGUCGUCAUCGAGAACGGGACUCUCUUCUCUGAGCUGCAGCAGAAGGAGGAGGCGGCCGCCCUCAACAAGAGCCUGGAAACCGUCGAGUUCUCCCAGCCGUCUGCGUCUGAGAUCCUGACUGGUGUGCCGUCGUAUGUGGUGGUGGACACGAGCUUCUCAACACUGCCCUCGAUCACCGUGCGGGAUGAAGAGGGAAACAUCGUCAACAACCUGGGCAUUGAGAACGACCCCUGGAGGUUCACCGCCACGCUCACGGGCGGCGCUCAGGGAGUGACGCUCGGGGGCACCACCUCCGUUCCCUACGUGGACGGCGCCGCGACCUUCACCGACCUUUCCGUCAGUGCCCCCGGGGAGGACUUCAGCCUGUCCUUCGCCAUCACGUACCCUGCGGACGCCCCGGCCCUCCCCGUCGCCCUCGGCCAGACCUUCAAUGCAAGAGCCGAGAUCCCCAUGGCGGUCAACAUCGACAUUUCCGAGGACAUGCUUAACGUGGGGCAGCCCUUCACCGUCUCCAUACAGCUGGUGGAUGAGGACUCUGGGGAACUGUUGGACGGGACACUUUUAGAGGACCAGGUCAUCGUUGGGGAGCUGCUGAGGAGGAACCAGGCAAUACCCAACCUUGUCAAGAGAUUCUACGAGAUGUCUCCAAGCAGUUCGGAGAUUCCCCUCGAGAUCACCCUGGACGAGGAAGCCGUGCGAUACCAACUCAUUACCCGCGUGUCCAUCGUGCCUGGCGAAUGGUAUCUGGAAGGGAAGACUAAACGCAUGGUCGUUUAUCCCGAGGAAGUGAGUCAGCGGGAUGAUUCAGUAACCAAGACCGUCGGAGUGGAAUUGUACAGAGGCAAGCUCCUGCCAGACUUGAACGAGGAGCUGGAGGAUGCAGUGCUGGCGUAUCUGAUCGAGAACUUCAACAUGGAAAGAAGUAACAUCGUCUGGGGGCCCGUGACGGUUGGCAACAAGGAAAGGAAGAUGGUGCCUGCAGAAUUUGAGAUCUCAGGCCCAUCGGAACAAGUCACAGACACCAUCAAUGACCUCUGUAGGGAGUUGAAGAAGAAAGUGUUGGUGCAGGUUGAAAGCGACUGCCAGAGAGGAUCGUACAGGAUGUUGCAUGUGUAUGUCGAUGGCGAGAAACAGAAAUGCAGGAGGAGGACGUUGAUGCCAGAGUCAUCGGUGGGGAAAAACUCUGUGGUCGUCAUCAAUGGUACUCGCAGCAUGUCAAUGGAUGAGUCGACACUGGUGGAAGGCAUUGAGGUCAUAAAUGUCACUCGCGCGGAGACGACAAUUGGAAGGCACAAGUUUAACCGAGGAUAAACUGGACGAAUUUGAUCACUGAGGGAACUGGACAAGACUAACCAAGGAUAAUCUAAAGCAGUAUGAACAGGAAAGGAAGGAAAAAAAAAAAAAAAACUCCACUCGCAGUGUGACAACAUUUGGAAGGAUCAAGUUCAACCAAGGACAAAUUCAAUGAAUUUGAUCACUGAGGGAAUGGCACAAUUCUAACCAAGGACAAUCUAAAGCAGUAUGAUCAGGAAGCGAAGAAUAAUGGAAAACUCCGGCAUCUUAAACUCCUUUCUAACUGUGACACCAUUUGGAAGGAUCAAGUUCAACCGAGGACAAACUUAACCAAUUUGAUCACUGAGGGGAUGGCACAAGUUUACACCAGGAUAAUCUGAUGUAUUUAAUUAUGAAGAAAACGGGUAAGUCCAAGAAUGAACCAGCAUUCGUACACUAACCAAAGUAGAUGAUAGUGCAUUGUUGUGAGGUAGUUAGACAUGGUGCUGGUUAUAGCGAUCCUCAGAAUAGAAAACGCAUGCUACCAUAAACCAACAUAUUGGUAUUUUCUAAUCAGAGGAACUUCUUUAGAGCAUUUUGAUGAAGUUUCUCUUAACAAGCAUGAUUUUGAUAUGUGUAGUCGUAACCCUGUAUUCCAAGUUCUUUUCAAUAGCCAUCUUGAGCUGAGUUUUGAAUGAAGGACAAAUUUGUAUCUUGGGGUAAUGGAAUCAUCAUUUUGACCCCUUCGUCUUUCACAGCCUGCACCUCUUGUGAUUGGUAGUUAAGUAGAAGAAGUAAACAGUUUUGAACAAUCCUUUCCAGUCUUCCAAUAGCCAUCUUGAUCUGGGUUUUGAAUGAAGGACAAAUUUGUAUCUUCAAGUCCAGAAUCAUCAUUUUGACCCUUUCGUCUUUAACAACUUGAUCCUCAGUAGUCAGGAAGCUAUAAUGUGUUUUUGGCGAGUGAAGCAAAAGAAGUAAACUAAUCACUUAACAUCACUUAAUAUAUUCGUAAGUCUAGUUCAUAAGUUCUGAGAUGCUUGACCACUUAACUGUAUAUCAACUUGUGUACUCUUAAAACUGUGAAAAAUAUAACAUUAGAGGCAUUUGA